AUGGCAGCUAACAUUACUAAUGAGAUGAUCGCCACAAACGUGCUAUCUUCAUUCCAGAUCCCACUGGUAGACUUCGGUCAAUAUCUCCAUGGAUCUGAAGAUGAUCAAAAAAUAUGUGUCGACGAAAUCAUGAGAGGUUUCACAUCCUCGGGAUUUGUAUAUUUGCAAAACAGCGGAGUUGAUCCCCGGGAGGCUUUCCAAUGGGCGGAAAAAUACUUUUCCCUGCCCCUGGAAGAGAAACAAAAGCAUCCCAACGUCGACUUUGCAGCGAACAGAGGAUAUUCGGCAAUGGGGGUCGAAAAGGUGACAAAUGCAAAUCUGACCAACGAAGAAAACAUCGCAGAACUUCGCAAACUCUUUCCGGACGUCAAGGAAUCAUUGGAAAUCGGAAGCGAAGCUCGUUACGGCUACCCAGAAAAGCCAUACCAAAACCAUUUCCCUGAAGACUUGAUUCCUGGAUUUGGCAACGGUAUUAUGGAAUUUUACGUCAAGUGCGAUCGGUUACACAAGAACCUCACGGGCGCAAUUACAACUGGGCUUGGCUUAGACAGGUCGUACUUCGAACCAUAA
Messenger RNA from Rhinocladiella mackenziei CBS 650.93, 570 nucleotides. RefSeq lists its product as uncharacterized. NCBI's taxonomy places the organism in Eukaryota, Fungi, Ascomycota, Eurotiomycetes, Chaetothyriales, Herpotrichiellaceae. The transcript has 3 exons. The record is from RefSeq and is a predicted model, not a curated record. Bases 1 to 570 code for a protein of 189 amino acids.